AUGAAGAAAAAUUUAAAAUACAGCGAAGAAAAUCCAUUCUUUAAAAAAUCUGUUCAUAUCUAUCUAUCUAUCUAUCUAUCUAUCUAUCUAUCUAUCUAUUUAUCUGCCUGUGUGUCUGUCUGCAUAUCUAUUUCUUCUCUUCAUAUCUAUCUUUCUAUCUAUCUGCCUGUCUGUCUGCAUAUCUAUUUCUGUUUAUAUAACUUUCCCUUUCUUUAUCUAUCGCCCUCAAUUCAUAUCUAUCUAUCUAUCUAUCUAUCUAUCUAUCUAUCUAUCUAUCUAUCUAUCUAUCGCAAUCAGUUCAUUAUCUAUCUAUCUAUCUAUCUAUCUAUCUAUCUAUCUAUCUAUCUAUCUAUCGCAAUCAGUUCAUUAUCUAUCUAUCUAUCUAUCUAUCUAUCUAAACCUACACAACUUCGCAAAUUGAUACGUAUUAAUAAGGCAGCAACAAAUCUUCCUCCCACCAAAUCUGUUCAGAUCGAUCUACUGCAGUUUGUUCAUAUCUAUCUAUCUAUCUAUCUAUCUAUCUAUCUAUCUAUCUAUCUAUCAUAUCUAUCUAUCUCAUUCUGUUCAUAUCUAUCUAUCUCAUUCUAUCUCAGUCUGUUAUCGAUCUACUCAGUUUGUUCUAUCUAUCUAUCUAUCUAUCUAUCUAUCUACCUCAUUCUGUUCAGAUCGAUCUAUCUCAUUCUGUUCAUCUCUAUCUCUCAUUCUGUUCUAUCUAUCUAUCUAUCUACCUCAGUCUGUUCAGAUAUCUCUAGUUCGUUCAUCUAUCUAUCUAUCUAUCUCUAUCUAUAUCUAUCUAUCUAUCUAUCUAUCUAUCUAUCUCAGCUUAUGCACAUCUAUCUAUCUAUCUAUCUAUCUAUCUAUCUAUCUAUCUAUCUAUCUUAUAUGGCAGUCUCUUCAUAUCUAUCGCAGUUUAAAUAUCUAUCUAUCUAUAUCUAUCUAUAUAUUUAA
Messenger RNA from Acanthosepion pharaonis, 948 nucleotides. The record is from the annotation of a GenBank genome assembly. NCBI's taxonomy places the organism in Eukaryota, Metazoa, Mollusca, Cephalopoda, Sepiida, Sepiidae.